Messenger RNA from Staurois parvus, 2302 nucleotides. The record is from the annotation of a GenBank genome assembly. NCBI's taxonomy places the organism in Eukaryota, Metazoa, Chordata, Amphibia, Anura, Ranidae.
AUGCCCCGGCACUUCCCACGCCUUAAUAUUUCGGAGGUGGAUGAGCAGGUCCGGCUCCUGGCAGAGAAGGUCUUCGCCAAAGUUCUGCGGGAAGAGGACAGCAAGGAUGCCUUCUCCCUGUUCACCGUUCCGGAGGAUUGUCCCAUCGGACAGAAAGAGGCCAAAGAGAGGGAACUGGAGAAAGAGAUCGCCGAGCAAAAGUCUGCCGAAACCGUGAAAAGGAAGAAGAGCUUCAAGAUCAUCAGGUCUCAGUCCCUCCACCUCCAGAUGCCAUCAGUUGACUGGAAGGCUCCCGCCACCAUCUCACCUCUCCCAUCACCAGUAACUCCUGUCCAACCUCCUCUGCCCGUCCUACGAGGCCCGAUACAGGCUGUUCAGGCUCCCUACGAAGUCCUGGACUUCCAGCGAGUGACCAUUAGUGGAGUGACAGUUGAUGAUUAUGAGCAAGCUGCCAUCAAGCUCGCCAAAGCCCUGCUCAUACGAGAAAAAUACUCGCGGCUGGCGUACCAUCGAUUCCCCAGAACCACUGCUCAGUAUUUGUGUGCGGCAAACAAUGAAACCUGGAAAGAGGAAGACGAGGUGUACCCAGAGUUCAACCCUCCACCCGGGGACGAGGAUCCGUACAGCCUGGAGAACGUCCCGUCAAAUCUUCACUACGAGGUGAGAAUGAAGGGUGGGAUCCCCUACGUCUAUGACAACAAAGAGAUGGCUGAAGCUAAUGAGCCCCGCAGUCUGCCAUACCCCGACCUGGAGACCUACACACUGGACCUCAGCCACAUCCUGGCGCUCAUUGCCGACGGUCCCACAAAGACCUACUGCCACCGCAGGCUGAACUUCCUGGGCUCCAAGUUUCAACUCCAUGAGAUGUUGAACGAAAUGUCAGAACUGAAAGAGCUGAAAAGUGUGCCCCACCGCGAUUUUUAUAACGUCAGGAAGGUGGACACUCAUAUCCAUGCUGCAGCCUGUAUGAACCAGAAGCAUCUCCUGCGCUUCAUCAAACACACAUAUCGCACAGAGUCAGACCGGGUGGUGGCUGAGAAGAAUGGGCAGAAGAUGACCCUGAAGGAGCUAUUUGAUAGCCUUCACAUGGAUCCAUAUGACCUCACUGUUGACUCUCUGGAUGUGCAUGCGGGACGACAGACAUUUCAUCGUUUUGACAAGUUCAACGCCAAAUACAACCCCGUGGGAGCCAGCGAGCUGCGUGAUUUGUAUCUGAAGACGGAGAACUAUAUCGACGGGGAGUAUUUCGCCCGUAUUAUCAAGGAAGUGGGUCAGGAGUUGGAGGAGAGCAAGUACCAGUACACAGAGCCACGCUUAUCCAUCUACGGCCGUUCCCCGGAUGAAUGGAACUGCCUGGCCCGCUGGUUCAUCAAGCAAAAAGUGUACUCGCCCAACAUGCGAUGGAUGAUCCAGGUGCCCCGUAUCUUUGAUAUCUUCAGAUCGAAGAAACUCCUUCCCAACUUUGGCAAAAUGUUAGAAAAUAUUUUCCUCCCCUUGUUUGAGGCCACAAUCAAUCCCUCCGACCACAAGGAGCUUUACCUCUUCCUGAACUAUGUGACGGGAUUUGACAGCGUGGAUGAUGAAUCCAAACACAAUGAGCAUAUGUUCUCUUACAAGAGCCCCACCCCCGACCAGUGGACACAUGAGCAAAACCCACCAUAUAGCUACUACUUGUAUCAUAUGUAUGCCAACAUUAUGAUCCUCAACAACCUGCGCAAAGAGAGAGGGAUGAGCACUUUCCUGUUUCGACCUCAUUGCGGUGAAGCCGGCUCCAUCACCCAUCUGGUGUCAGCAUUUUUAACAGCGGACAACAUUUCCCACGGACUGAAUCUCAAGAAGAGCCCGGUGUUGCAGUACCUGUAUUACCUGGCACAGAUCCCCAUCGCCAUGUCGCCGCUCAGCAACAACAGCCUGUUUCUGGAAUAUUCCAAAAACCCGCUGCGAGAAUUCCUCCACAAAGGCCUCGUGGUGUCUUUGUCCACAGAUGACCCGAUGCAGUUCCACUAUACCAAGGAAGCGCUGAUGGAAGAAUACGCCAUCGCUGCCCAAGUAUGGAAGCUGAGCACCUGCGAUUUGUGCGAGAUUGCAAGGAACAGCGUCCUGCAGAGCGCGGCCUCUCCGACAAGGAGAAGAAGCAUUUCCUGGGAGCCAGUUACAUGAAGGAGGGUCCGGAGGGGAACAACAUCAGCCGCACCAACGUCGCCCAGAUCCGCAUGGCGUACCGAUACGAGACAUUAUGUAACGAGCUGAGCUUCUUAACGGACGCUAUGAACACCGCACACCUCCCACUGCCGUGAGCGGU